CGGAGGAAGGUCGCGCAGUGCAGAAGAGCUGCCGGCCUGGGUCAGCUCCUUCCUGCGGCGGGCUCGCAGCCCUCAGUCCCUCAGCUCUGGGAGCUCUGGCGAGAGUCUGCGCGAUGGGCGACCCGGAAAGGCCGGAAGCGGCCGGGCCGGAGGAGGAUGAGCACUUGUCUUCAGAUACAAAGGAGAAUGUGUUGGAGCCAAGUGAAGAGCCACUCCUAAGAAAGAAUUCCCGCCGGUUUGUCAUCUUUCCAAUCCAGUACCCUGACAUCUGGAAAAUGUAUAAACAAGCACAGGCAUCUUUCUGGACAGCAGAAGAGGUUGACUUAUCAAAGGACCUCCCUCACUGGAACAAGCUUAAGUCAGACGAGAAGUAUUUCAUCUCCCACAUCUUAGCCUUUUUCGCAGCCAGUGAUGGGAUUGUCAAUGAAAACUUGGUGGAGCGUUUCAGUCAGGAGGUGCAGGUUCCAGAGGCUCGAUGUUUCUAUGGCUUUCAAAUUCUCAUCGAGAAUGUUCACUCGGAGAUGUACAGUUUACUAAUAGAUACUUACAUCAAAGAUCCAAAAAAAAGGGAAUUUUUGUUCAAUGCAAUUGAAACAAUGCCAUACGUUAAGAAAAAAGCUGACUGGGCUCUGCGUUGGAUAGCAGAUAGAAAGUCUACUUUUGGGGAAAGAGUGGUGGCCUUUGCUGCCGUAGAAGGCGUUUUCUUCUCCGGGUCGUUUGCUGCUAUAUUCUGGCUGAAGAAGAGAGGCCUCAUGCCAGGACUCACUUUUUCAAAUGAGCUGAUCAGCAGGGAUGAAGGGCUUCAUUGUGACUUCGCUUGCCUGAUGUUUCGGUACUUGGUAAAUACGCCUUCGGAAGAAAGGGUCAGGGAGAUCAUUGUUGAUGCUGUUAAAAUUGAGCAGGAGUUUUUAACAGAAGCCCUGCCUGUUGGCCUCAUUGGAAUGAACUGUGUUUUGAUGAAGCAGUAUAUUGAGUUUGUAGCUGACAGAUUACUUGUAGAACUUGGAUUCUCAAAGGUCUUUCAGGCAGAAAAUCCAUUUGAUUUUAUGGAAAACAUUUCGUUAGAAGGGAAAACAAAUUUCUUUGAGAAACGAGUUUCUGAGUAUCAGCGCUUUGCAGUCAUGGCGGAAACCACAGAUAAUGUCUUCACCUUGGAUGCAGAUUUUUAGAGCCCUGUCCUCAUUUGGAAAUACACCGUAGAAGUUGGGUGUGCUGGCACACGCCUUGAGUCCCAGCACUCAAGGGAGGCCAAGGCAGGUGGACUUUGAGGACUGUCAGGGCUGCAUAUAGAGAUCUGUCUCAAAACCAAAGCUACAACAGCAGAAGUAAACUAACAAAACCAUAUAGAAACCUCUUGUUGGUAAAUAUCGAUUUAUUUUUCUGUCUUUCUGAAACUUUGAGUAUCUCAUUUAAGGGAAUGCGAGUUUGAAUAGAAAGAAGUCUAAAACUAAAUUCUAAACAACUGAUUUAUCUAAAUGCACCUCGUUUAUUUAGACAAUGAGAGUGUGACCUAAAUGCCCUUCCCCCCCCCCUUGUCUUGAGCACAUAAGAGAUCAUGGAUUGAGGAGUUAGAUAUGAGUUUGACAGCUGCCCUUCCUUCUUUGUGUGACCUUGGCAGGUCAGUUAAUCACUGUAAACUUCAGGGCAUUUAUCUGUAAAAUUUCUAUAAUCGGAAGUCCCAAAUUCAUGGAGUAGUUACCUCUACUACUAAUUAAUAUUAACCAUAAGAUUAAUUGCAUUGUGAUGCAGUCCACUCCUUUCCAUAGUGAUUGUGAUUCUGGGUUAGAUGAAGAGUUGGAAUUCAUUAGAUUCUUGCAUUUUUAAUGCUCCCAGUAAGAUUAUAAGAAUAUGAAACCCUUAGAGAGGUCAUAAUUCUCAUCAACCUCUCUGGAUUUCUCAGUCUGCAGUAAGAAUGUAGCUCGUAAUUGCUUAGGGUAGAAGGCUUGAGGAGUAGAAUCCAGAAGUUGCCACAGUUGUGAACCUUGCAAGCAAAGUGAUUCUUCUCCUGGAAUUAAAAAAAGAGAACCAUUGCCAGGGCAGCCCUGGAGUGUUCAGAACCGGGGUAGACAGGCAGUUCUCAACGCCAUGUUCUCGGAGCUGGUAGAUCGUCCAGAGUUCUUGUCAUAGAAAAAGAGAUUUGGAGUGGAUUUGGGAAAUACUGUACACUUCAUCCCUUCCUAGAAUGCACGUCAGCCCAGAGCUGGGGAGGUGCGGUACAGAAGAGGCUCAACACGAGCCUGCCGACGCCCUGCACAGCUCGGGAGUGCCCUGGGAAAAGCUGGCCAGAGUCAUGUAUACAGACUGAAAUGGACAAAAGAGAGAAGUGGCAGGGAUUGUUGGGCCAUUUCAGAUUUAUGCCAAGCUGAGAAAGCUAUUUAAGAUGGACUUCAUCUGUUUGUCUUUACACUUUUAAAUCUCUUUACAAUGUUACAAAGGAAUGAACUGUGUGUGCCGCAUAGUAAGACAGUGAGGGAGAUGGAAGUCUUUAAGAAAGAUGCGGGAAAGGCCAGGAGCCGGGACACCUGGGCCAUGUGCACCUCUUCAUUUCCAGGAAGCACCAAGAGGAAGCCGGAGCCCCGCCAAACCCUAGUUCCGUCUCAGUUCCUGCUGCGCCAACGUGGAGGCGGCGCCUACAUAAAAACCAAAGCAGCAUGCACUCAUCCACCACACACUCACACACACUUGCACAUGCAUACUCAUACGACACACACGAAGUACAAAUAAAGUUCUGGGCGCUGAAAUUCAGAGAUUCCUCCCUCUAUAGCUUUUUUAUUCCAUUUGUUCUACAACUAUCUGAUUGACCAAAACUAGGAAUUCUAAAUGAAUGUGAGAGGCAGGGCAUAAUUCCAUCGUUAGAGAGGCUGUCAGAAACGAAAUGUUUGCCAUGUGCUUCCCACUGGUCAUGUGGUUACCUGGCGCCCUUCUAAGCAUGACAGAGUAGCCAUUACUAAAACAUGGAGAGAGGGGUGAGGUCAGAGAGGCUGAAAAACUUAGCCAAGAUCCCAGCCACUGUCCUUCCACUGUAAGACUUUUAAGCUGCCACAUCGUUUAAAUUUUAUCCACUGUGAUUUAUUUUGCCUAUUCCUUUAUUAAAGUAUCACAUACUACCACAGCAUUAAUGCUUAUGAUGCUUUAGAGUAUCAAAAUAUCUAAGAGCCUGGGGUAUCUGAAUAGUAUGUUUCAAGGUGUUAAUCUACUGUCAUAAAAAACAUCUAAAUAUUAAUCCUCUCAGAUGAAAGAAAACAGUCUGAACAGUAUUUAAAUUUAGACCUUCCUCAUAAGUAGUGACAGGUGCUUCCAUGUGAUAACAUAUUAAUAGUCGAAAUAAGAAAAUUGCAUCUGGAAGAAGUCUUAACUCUGAAAAACUGAAUUUUCAAUUCACUGUUACAUUACUGCAUUCAGUAUUCCAUACCCUUUCAGUCCCCCAAGUUUCACAUUUAUUGUUGUCUAGUAUUUUGGUUCUUAGAUAUGGAAGAAUCAGGAAGUUACCUGGUGUCUUUUUAGAAUCCACAGGUAAAGAAAAUUUAAGUUUAUGGCUUUUCUCUCUCUCUCUUUUUAUAUAGCACAUGUGUUUCAAAGAAAUUCAGUAUAUCAUAGAACUGUGCUUUUAUACCUUAAGAUAACAGACAACUUUGUUAUAACAAUAGUUUAAAUACAUGUUUUAGCAUGUAGAGUCACAGCGAGAAGGAAUCUUUGGAUGAGUUUAUUCCAGCACUUUAUGCAGGGCUGAAUUUCAAUAAUAAGCAGUUAUUUUUAUGAUGUAAACCACUCCCAGACAUGCCUUUAUUUGGACAUGUUACAGUUGUCUCAUUUAAAAAUAUCCAGAUCAUA
Molecule: messenger RNA, 3831 nt
Organism: Phodopus roborovskii (desert hamster)
Lineage: Eukaryota; Metazoa; Chordata; Mammalia; Rodentia; Cricetidae
Gene: Rrm2b
Product: ribonucleotide reductase regulatory TP53 inducible subunit M2B
Exons: 9
Coding region: 114-1169 (351 amino acids)
Biological process (GO): deoxyribonucleotide biosynthetic process
Cellular component (GO): cytosol
Molecular function (GO): ribonucleoside-diphosphate reductase activity, thioredoxin disulfide as acceptor
Source: RefSeq, a predicted model, not a curated record